UGUUUACUGACGAAUCCGAAAAGAAAAAGGUUCCAUCAUGUCUGCCUUUCCCCUUGUUUACUUCAAAUGUCAUCAGCUGAUCCGUUCAGGUACAUCUACUGGAUGAGAUGGCCACGAUUCUUCUCGUUACAUUGUAUGAAUAUUCUCCGCUCUUCUACAUCGCUGUGGUUUCUCUGUGUUUUCUCGUGACCGCUGCCAUCGUAUUGGGUUGGUUUGGCUUUGAUGUCCCAGUGUUUCUUCUGAGCCAUGAGGAUUCAGAGUCCACAGUGUCGACUCCUGAGAAACUAAUGGUUCAGGAGACCAAUCCGUUUUCUCUAGCACUGGGAUCUGGGUCAGCAUGUGUCAGUGAUGGUGUAUCACUGAAACCUUGCUGCUUGGAGCCUUGUGUACUGAGCUGUUUCUGGGGCUGUGAAGUCGGAGCUCUGCAGGAGGCGCUGCGCACCCAUCAACAAAACCUGAGGCUCACAAGUCCUCAACACUUCCUUGAAGCGCUGCACCAUCGCUUCCACUACCAUCAAACUUUCUAUAUCCGCAGCGAAGACGAAAAGGAAUGUCACACCUGCAUCCCUGCUGACCAGAGGAUUCCAGAUUUUGGGCCGUUGCCAAGGAAACACUAUCCUCUCGUGGCUGUCCUGACUCUGGCAGAAACUGAGGCCAGAUAUCUAUACAAUAUUGUGGCAAAUGUAAUCGUUAUUCAUGUUCCUGAUGGGAAAUACAAUCUUUCUGCACGGAUUCUCUUCCAGUAUCUUCUUACCUCACAAGGAUACAUGCAUGAAUUAAAACCACUCUUUAUGUCGGCUGAAGGUUCUGGGCAGCCGGCUGGAGAACAGAUGGAGGGAAGUCCUGACCGAGGGGAGAGCGACUGGUCAGAGGAGACGGGUAGAAACUGUGUGGUCUGUCAGAAUGCAGCGGUCAACAGGGUGCUGCUGCCGUGCCGACACGCCUGCGUCUGUGACAGUUGCAUGUUGCACUUUCAACACUGUCCAAUUUGCAGAGCCUUUGUCCUGGAGUCGUUUGCACUUAGACCAACAUUACAAAUAUAAUAUAAUUUAUGUCAUAUAGACGAUGCAUUACAAACAAGAUUGCUUAUAUUCACCUUUACAUGGCGUUAAAGAUCCUGUACUUACACACAAACACACUGAGGUCUUUCAACUUAGCGUUGCUUCCAAACUGCCUUUAUUUCUGCUUGUAUUUAUACCUUCUAAUAAUCUGGUUUCAUAGAACUAAUGUCAAGAUGUCAGAUAUUAUCCAAAUAUAUUUUGUUUGUUGGUUUGUUGGUUUUUGUGACUUUCAGAAAAUGAAACUUAUGUAUUUAAUUUUAUUACAGAUACAUAGAAUGAAAUAUCUUAAACUCUGCAAAUUAUUUAAUGCUUAUCAUUGAAUUAUUUGAUUCAGGCUUGUUAAAUUAGAGACAACUACAAAAAUGCAUGACCUUGGUCUAAAUACACUGAAAAGAAACUAUUAAAACUAACCUAAAGCUAAAGGAUCCGUAAGAAGAGCGGUCCUCUGAUAAACUGUUUUACAGUCAACCUAACAGUCAAACACAAGAUAUUGAGAGGACACAAUAAUAGAGGAAAAAAAGAAUUUCCACAUAAUAAUUCCUUUAAAUCAGUAAAAUGGAAGUGAUCUCCAAAAGCUCCACUGGCUGGCAAUUUAUUUAACAAGAAAGUGAGUGAGCAGGUAGUUUCAGAACACCAAGCAUCAUCUACUCAAACAGCAGAUAUCAGAAUCCAUGGGCCACAUGCAGCAAAAUGUUCAGCUGCUUAAAGCAGAUAACAUCACAGUCAGUAUUUUAGCCUUUGGAUUACCAUAAAGAAAUUCUGCCAAUAAAUAUAUUACCUUUAUGAAACGUUACUAUAACAGAGAAAAGAAACAAUCGUUCUGAUUGACUGAAUGCUAUUUUCCUCAACACAAUCACCAGAUCUUUCAAAAUUUGAUUUAGGUGCUAGGAAAUAUUUGGGAGUCUCAACAGGGAUACGGGGGGAAACUUUUAAAUUGCGUUCCUUCACAAAAGUAUUGCAUUCCCUCACAAUAAACUUGCAAAUACACCCUGGUCCAUUUUGUAUACAGUCACAUUGAUACAGUGUAACCAGGGGUUUGACUUGUUUUGCUCCUGCAUUCCCCGCCUGAGUUUGUGGAAUAUUUAGCCAAAAGAAAAAGAUGUACAACUUUAGAUUACUCACAAAUGAGAUAUUAACAUUUCUUACAUGAAAGAAUUCAAGAUGCUGCAUGAACUGGCUUCCAAAUACAUUAUUGCGUGGAAUGCAAUACUUUUGUGAGGAAACGCAAAAGAAAAAAAAUCCCCAAUGUGCCUUAAGGCGCGCCGUAAAAUAUUACGCCUGAAAUUAGAGAUAAAAAUUUAACCUGGAAUGAAGCCUAACUGGGUUUGUUCCAGGUUAGUUGUUGGUCAAUAAAUGUCUUAAGCUUAUUAGACAGAAAUGUGGACAGUAUUUCUGAUCAACUUUGUAUCCCUCGGCUUCUUCAAGGUCAUUUCCUUAUUUUACUGUAUUUAUGACAGAAUGAUAAACUGUUUCAGGAAGAUAACUUUCUCUACAAGUCUAGAACCUUACCCUAACCCAAGAAAAUUUCUGAAUACUUUUGAGAAGACUAACCAAGCCAGGAGCCUUAAAUACCUUUAAUACGUUGCUUGUCAUUUACCUUUUGUUGUGUAAUGUCUUUAUUCAGAAAUGUAGAGUCUUCCUGUGGAAGGACUGAGAAGUAAUAAUGAGUUUUUGCAACUCACGAGCUCCUGUCUUAAUUUUUGAAGAAUAAAGACCUUUAUAAAAGUUU
This is a messenger RNA of Xiphophorus hellerii (green swordtail), 2790 nucleotides long. It is a transcript of the gene cgrrf1, whose product is annotated as cell growth regulator with ring finger domain 1. Lineage: Eukaryota; Metazoa; Chordata; Actinopteri; Cyprinodontiformes; Poeciliidae. The record is from RefSeq and is a predicted model, not a curated record. Gene Ontology annotation, biological process: negative regulation of cell growth. The transcript is spliced from 6 exons. The coding region runs from base 108 to 1043 and encodes 311 amino acids.